CUUCGAGUUUUGUCUAUUUGUCCUGAACUUUUUUUUUUUUCUUCUUUAGUUGUCUCAACUUCAUCUUGAAUCACAAGUAAAACAAUAAUUAGGAUGACUAUCAACUCAGUCCUACCUUUCACUUCGGAAGCAGUAUCUAACCAUGGAGGUCUAUACAGCAAAAUUCCUUGGUCCCGCCGUUCUUUAUCGUACCCCAUAAAACUGGGCCUAGGCCUAGUGGUCUUCAUCAUGAUGAUGCUGAUCGUCCAAGAAAGAUAUCAAACCAGUCUCAGCUCGUCUUCAAAGUCCCACAAAGAUGUCUCUAUCCCUACACCUCAUACGACUCAACCAAUAUCAACAACCAGAUUCCCUCGUGUCUUCGAUAUCAUUCUCCUCAACAGCGAACUCGAACUGCUUGAUAUCCGUCUGAAUGAACUGUAUGAUGUAGUAGAUUACUUUGUGAUCAUCGAGUCGCCUAUAACCUUCUCCGGUAUUACAAAGCCUCUUCACUAUUAUGAAAACCAAGAGCGCUUCAAAGUCUUCCGUAAAAAGAUUAUCCAUGUAGUCAUUCCAACAUCUGACUUUGCUGACAAGCCAAGGGGCUGGGAGAUUGAAAGAGCAACUAGAAAUAUCGGUUUUUGGAGAGCACUAGACAUCCAUCGCCCUGUCGAAGGCGAUUUCUUGGUCCUCUCGGAUCUCGACGAGAUUCCACGCUCGUCUGUUAUCACGGCUAUGAAGCUUCAGGAUCCGCAAUCUAACUUGGGAACAAUCUUUGGCGACGGAACUCCAGGGUCAGGAGGCGAUAUCUUCCGUUUUGGUUGCCAAUUUUACUACUACUCAUAUGAAUUCCGUCACAUUCAUGGCCAAUGGAACGGACCCGUUAUUGUGCGCUAUCGCGAGUCUGAUUCUCCACGUCUCGAUAGACAAGCGAGCGAGAAGCAAAGGCUAGCAAUGCACGAUUUAUCAAGAGAUGAUUGGAGGAACGCAGGUGAGAGGCUGAGGGGGUUCCGUAACUUGGAUGAAGCCACCUACAUAAGCGAUGCAUGCCAUCAUUGCAGCUGGUGCUUUCCCAAUAUUACCCAGGUUAUCACCAAAGUCGAAUCUUACUCGCAUUCGGAGCAUAACCAGCCAAAGUACAAGGAACGUCAGUGGAUUCUAGAACGGUAUAGCCAAGGGUUAGAUCUGUUUGAGCGCGAUUGGGACCGAUUCGAGUAUGUUGCGAACAACAAAGAUCUGCCAAAAUUUAUCCUUGAUAAUCCCAAGAGAUUUGAAUACAUGACUUCAAGAAAAGGAAAGGCCAAUGCCGGCUUUGUGGAUGUUGACCCAUUGAACCCUUAAUAGACCUAUUUUAUCAGCAUUAGAAGCAAAAAUAAAAUAUCACGUGCAUGAGAUCACUAAAAGAG
Lobosporangium transversale is the source of this 1382-nucleotide messenger RNA. RefSeq names its product glycosyltransferase family 17-domain-containing protein. Gene Ontology annotation, biological process: protein N-linked glycosylation; N-acetylglucosamine metabolic process. The coding region runs from base 94 to 1317 and encodes 407 amino acids. The transcript has 2 exons. Gene Ontology annotation, cellular component: membrane. Gene Ontology annotation, molecular function: beta-1,4-mannosylglycoprotein 4-beta-N-acetylglucosaminyltransferase activity. The record is from RefSeq and is a predicted model, not a curated record. Lineage: Eukaryota; Fungi; Mortierellomycota; Mortierellomycetes; Mortierellales; Mortierellaceae.